CUUUGGUGGGAUCAAAUGGGAUCAACUUGAACCAAGCCAACCAAGGUGGGAACUUUGGGGAGGAAGCCCGGGCGUUGUGGUGUGCGAAGGCAAACGCAAGAACCGCCAGCGGCAGACAAUUCCAAAACUUUUUUUUAUGUCUUGCAACUAACCUUGGACGAAAACCCAUUACUGGACACCCCACAAUGACUUCAAAUUCCACCGCGAAAACCCUGGUCAAAACCUUCCUCAGAACCCCACAUUCCCUCAAAACCAAAUUCCAAGCCAAGCAGCUCCUUGCCCAAUUCCUCAAAACCCAACCCUACUCUCCCUCUUCCACUUCCAUCCUCAUUUCCGUUUACUCUAAUUUCAAUCUUUUACACCCCUCCCUCUUCCUCUUUAACUCUCUUAACUCCCCUCCUCUUCUCGCGUGGAAAUCUAUAAUCAAAUGCUAUGCAAAUUCUGGCCAUUUUCUAAAUUCCUUGACUUGUUUCGUCCAGAUGCGAAGUUUUGGUAUUUAUCCGGAUCCUAAUAUGUUCCCUUUUGUGCUUAAAGCUUGUGUCUUUUUGAAGAACUUGAGGUUGGGUGAGUCCAUUCAUGGCUGUAUUAUUAGGCUGGGUCUGGACUUCGAUUUGUUCACUGGAAAUGCACUUUUGAAUAUGUAUGCAAAAUUUCAAAGCUUACAACCGAAUGGAGGACAUAAAGUUUUCGCCUUUAAUGUGUUCGAUGGUAUGCCAAAAAGUGAUGAACUUUGUGGGACAUCGGCUCAAGAGAAAGGCGCAAGUAUUAUUCAAUUAGAUCGUAUGACAAAGGUUUUAGAAAUGAUGCCAAAAAGGGAUGUAGUUUCAUGGAACACUGUAAUUGCAGGGAAUGCACAAAAUGGAAUGUAUGAAGAAGCUUUGAGGAUGGUUAGGGAAAUGGGGAACGCUAACAUGAAACCUGAUUCAUUUACUUUGUCCAGUGUACUUCCUAUAUUUGCAGAGUACGUGGAUGUCAUUAAAGGAAAGGAGAUUCAUGGUUAUGCUAUUAGACAUUGGUUUGAUUCUAAUUGUUAUAUAGCUAGUAGUCUGAUUGAUAUGUAUGCAAAUUGUGCUCGUAUCGAAGAUUCAUGUGGUGUAUUUAAUCUGCUAUCUAAGAGAGAUGACAUCUCUUGGAAUUCGAUUAUUGCAGCUUGUGUGCAGAAUGGUGUGUUUGAUGAAGGUCUGAAGUUAUUUCGUCAAAUGUUAACGGCUGAGGUAAAGCCAAGGGAUGUUACAUUUUCUAGUAUCAUGCCAGCUUGUACGUACCUGACAACAUUGCAUUUGGGAAAGCAACUACACGGAUACAUAAUUCGAGGUGGAUUCAAUGAUAAUAUGUUUAUAGCGAGCUCCCUUGUUGACAUGUAUGCCAAAUGCGGAAACAUCAAGGCAGCAAGGUGGAUUUUCAAUCAAAUGGAACACCAUGACAUGGUUUCAUGGACAGCAAUUAUAAUGGGGUAUGCUUUGCAUGGGCAUGCUCAUGAUGCCCUUUUGUUGUUCAAGCAGAUGGAAAUGGAUGGGGUCAAACCCAACUACGUAUCAUAUAUAGCUGUCUUUACUGCUUGUAGUCAUGCUGGAUUGCCAGAAGAAGCUUGGAGGUAUUUCAAUAGUAUGAGUCGGAAUCAUGGUAUUAAACCAGGCUUGGAACAUUAUGCAGCUAUGGCAGACCUUCUUGGUCGUGCAGGAAAGUUGGAAGAAGCUUAUGAAUUCAUUGGUAGCAUGCAUAUUGCACCUACAGGUAGUAUCUGGUCAACGCUGUUAUCCGCUUGUAGAGUCCAUAAGAACCUUGAGUUGGCAGAAAAGGUUGCUAACGAGAUAUUUAAAGUUGAUCCAGAGAAUGUGGGAGCUUAUGUGCUGAUGUCGAAUAUGUAUGCAGCUGCUCGGAGAUGGAAAGAUGCAGCAAAGAUGAGAAUAUUUAUGAAGAAAAAAGGCAUAAGAAAGGAACCAGCUUGUAGCUGGAUUGAAGUUAAAAACAGGGUUCAUACUUUCAUCUCAGGUGAUAAGUCACAUCCUCUAUAUGACAGAAUAUUUGAGGCAUUGAAAGAUCUUCUCGAACAGAUUGAACGAGAAGGCUAUAUUCCGGACACAAAUGAGGAUUUCCAUGAUGUUGACGAGGAGCAGAAGAAAUACAUGAUAUUUAGCCAUAGUGAGAGACUAGCUUUAGCUUUUGGCAUCAUUAGCACCCCUGCUGGGACAACGAUUCGAAUAACCAAGAACAUUCGGGUCUGUGUCGACUGUCACACUGCAAUAAAGUUAAUAUCAAAGGUGGUUCAAAGGGAGAUAAUUGUGAGGGAUAAUAGCAGAUUUCACCAUUUUAAAGAUGGGAAGUGUUCAUGCAGAGAUUAUUGGUAACAGGCUGAAACUGAAAAUAAUGUUGAGAUCUAAAGCCAUUGUUGCGAGAUGGCCAACCAUGCAAUAGCUCGCACAAAUGGCAGACAGUCCAAAUGUGACUUACUGGGCGGACAAUCACCUGUUGAAUUGCCUCGCUUACUGUCGUUAUGCGGACCAUCAUGUAAUCAUGCGAACUAUCAUGUGAACAGCCAUGUCGCGGACAGUUCAUAUGCAACAAGCCUGGUGGACUGAUCAAGUGAGAACAAAGCUGCGAUCUGUUUGGCGAGGUUAAAGACCAGCGGAGUGUAUCCGAUGAAUGUGUCUGUGGACUGUAUCCGCAGUUAGAAUGAAAUGUUUUGGUGCACGCUACCAGUGAUGAGUGCGUGUGUGUUUUAGGAAAAACCAAUCUUAAUUGGUAGAUCUUUUGUGUUUAGGUAAUGAUUGACAUGUUUGGUUAAUUUACUUGUGUACAAGAAAUUUAUUUCAAGUUUCAGGAUUGUUUUAGUGGGGUUUGUUGAGUUAUCUUGUAAAGAAACUCGUAUAUAUUGUUAAGUACGAAGAAAAUGAAAUAUAGAGCAGACUUGUUAUACUGCUAUUUUCUC
This is a messenger RNA of Gossypium raimondii (Peruvian cotton), 2929 nucleotides long. Its product is annotated as putative pentatricopeptide repeat-containing protein At3g23330. The record is from RefSeq and is a predicted model, not a curated record. Bases 186 to 2348 code for a protein of 720 amino acids. Gene Ontology annotation, molecular function: RNA binding; protein binding; zinc ion binding. The transcript has a single exon. Lineage: Eukaryota; Viridiplantae; Streptophyta; Magnoliopsida; Malvales; Malvaceae. Gene Ontology annotation, biological process: RNA modification.